Molecule: messenger RNA, 228 nt
Organism: Gaeumannomyces tritici R3-111a-1
Lineage: Eukaryota; Fungi; Ascomycota; Sordariomycetes; Magnaporthales; Magnaporthaceae
Exons: 2
Coding region: 1-228 (75 amino acids)
Source: RefSeq, a predicted model, not a curated record
AUGGCCCUGCCCCCGUCCGCCGCUGUACAGCAUGCCGCUGCGUGCCCUCCAGAACGCGCCGCCGCCAGCCCACCAACAUCUUUCCUCCUGAGGCAACUUCGCGCCGACCAGAGUCAGCGCUGCGUCUAUCUGUCCACCCCCGUCAGGGCAACCACCACCACAGCGAGCCCGGUCGCCUCCCCCGCGCAUGACGACCUACCAGCCAUUGACAUAGAGGCCACUCAAUAG